AUGCCAACCAACCGGCCAUUCUUCUCCAAUUUCCUCGCCGCUUUUCGUGCGCAUUCGGCUAUACAAAAAGCUUCUGCUGCCACUCCGUCCUCAAGCCCGCCAAAUUCGUCUCAAUCCACUUACGCUUCGGCUUCGAGUGCCAUCUCGCAGAAUGCGGCUUCUGCUCCUCGUUCGAUAGCCACAAAGGCCGGCCAGUCUUCGAACGGCGCCACAACUGCCGCGGUGCAGGCAGCAGGUCAUUUGCAGACUUCGCCCUUGUCCAGAUCAGCCGGCGCUCCUGGCCCAAGCAGCCACGGUAGCGUUGCGGGUAGUGCAAGCCGGCAACGAAGGGGAUCUGAUAGCUCGACAGAGGGCUUUCGCGAUGCCUUGGGUGCCGAGAAGUGGUACAUUGGCGGUCGCACAGCAGGAGGCGAAGAGCGAUUCUACAAGCUUGGGAUGGCGAAAAGGCACCGAAGCAUCGACCGACUCAGUCUCGAUCGGUUGAGCCUAUAG
Messenger RNA from Xylona heveae TC161, 492 nucleotides. RefSeq lists its product as hypothetical. The transcript has a single exon. The record is from RefSeq and is a predicted model, not a curated record. Bases 1 to 492 code for a protein of 163 amino acids. NCBI's taxonomy places the organism in Eukaryota, Fungi, Ascomycota, Xylonomycetes, Xylonales, Xylonaceae.